Molecule: messenger RNA, 1386 nt
Organism: Sphaeramia orbicularis (orbiculate cardinalfish)
Lineage: Eukaryota; Metazoa; Chordata; Actinopteri; Kurtiformes; Apogonidae
Gene: tprkb
Product: Tp53rk binding protein
Exons: 4
Coding region: 85-612 (175 amino acids)
Biological process (GO): tRNA threonylcarbamoyladenosine modification
Cellular component (GO): EKC/KEOPS complex; cytosol; nucleus
Source: RefSeq, a predicted model, not a curated record
GGUGUCACCGUGUUAUGGUUCCCCCUCUCUACACGUUCACGUGAAGCGCAAUUUCUGUUUUUUGUCAGACGUUGUUGAACAAAAAUGCAUCUGACACAAAAGCUGGAGCUGUUUCCCGACCACAGUGUGACUCAAAUACUUUUUAAGGAUGUCAAAAAUGCCGCAGAGUUAAGGCAAAGUGCUGUGGAGGGCAAAAUAAAUGGUGCCUUGAUAAACCCGACAAUGCUGGUGGGUCCUUUCCAAGUGCUAGUAGCUGCUAAUAAGGCUGUGCACUUACAGAAAACUGGAAAAAUGAAAACAAGAAGUCUAUACUCAGAGAUCAUUUUUAACCUUUCACCAAACAAUAAUAUCUCAGAGGCCUUUAAAAGGUUUGGGAUCUCAGAUGGAGAUGACUCUGUUAUGGUGGUUCUUGUUCACAACCAAGAUGAAUCGCAACUUCUAUCAGAUGUCACAAACAAAGUGAAUGGGCGGCAGGUCCCAGUGGAAGAUGUGUCAUCGCUGUCAGAUGCUGCAAAGAUCAAAAAGCUCUAUAAAGUCACCCCACAGGAGGAGGUGUGUGGGACUUUGCUUGAUGCGGUUGUAUGCAGAAUGGCCACCAAGGAUGUCAUGUAGCUACAACAUUGAAUGAAACCUGUUUUUUUUUUUUUUUUGUCUUGCUGAAAUUUGAUGGAAGAAAUGCUUUUGUGUUGUUGACCUGAGGCCAAAUACAUUCUAUUUUUCAAGAAGUCUUUCAUGCACUUGUCGUCAUUCAAGUUUUAUGUCAUUUAUUAUAUGUCCAGUUGGUGAGUUCCAAAAAGUUUGAGUCAGUUUUCAAAGUUACUGUACAAUGUUUGAUGCUUUUGAUCACUUUGAAUGACUGUUGACAACAAUUUAAAGCAGCAUUGAUGAAUAAUGAAUUACAAAGUGCUCAAGGCCAAAUAUAAUCCAACUCUCAAGAGGACUGAACAAAUGCAUCUGUAGCCACAGCACCGACAUGAAAGAGUCAGAGUCAAAUCAAAUUUCAUUCAAAAUCUGACAGCCUAAGAGGACAAGAAUGUAAAAUAUACCGGUUGUCUAAAGGAAUUGCAUCCUAGUUUUGAUUGAAAUGUAUCUAACCUGUUUUUUGUCUGAAUGUAAAGGAUGAUAAACUUGUCUCACAACAGGAAAUGUUAUCGCUCCAACAGGGAUUUUUACGUUUCCUGAAAAUGGUGCACUUCUUCUGUUACUCCUUUUUUCUUCUGAACAUAACUAUAUUAACCUAAUUACAGCUAAAUGAGAUCAAGGUGAUGCAGUUAGACAGAUCUGCUUGAGAUUGUAGUACUUUAAAUGAUCGUUAGAAGAGUUUGGUCACAGGAAAUGAGAAAAUCAUGCUUCAGAAAUAAACAUUUGAUCAUGAUUGAUCUACAU